GAUGAUGAGAAGGGGCAAAAUAGUCUCGUCAUUGAAGAAAACGGGGAGAGUGACCGGCAUACUUACUGCCUAAUUAGUGUGAUCAGCCACUUUGGUCUCACAACUAACACUGGGCACUAUGUAGCAGAUGUAUUCAAUUGUGAAGAAGACAGCUGGUUCCAUUAUGAUGAUGAGUGUGUUGUAAAAAUCCCAGAGACUGUUGUCUUUGCAGAAGGUCGACAGAAGAAUGGCUACAUCUUCUUCUAUAUGCAUAAGGAUCUCUUUAAGAAGAUGGAGAAGAAAACCAGUGUCAAUAGAUAAUAGAUGUUUUCUGUAGUGUUUGUAAAUAAUUGUAUAGUGUUUUAUAAUAUUUACUUUAAAAUUAGAUAAUUGUACAAAAAUCAUUCAUUGUUAAUGUUUAAAAUUAUAAUUUGUUUGUAACUGAUGCACUCCUUCCAAAAUUAGGUAUAGUACCAUAUUACAUAUGUCAAAUAAUUUUUUUUCUGUUGCCAAUGAAUAUUUGCACAAGUCUUGGUGUUUGAAUAUUUUUGUUGUGAUAGUAACACUUCUUUGUACAGUAGUGUAAAUAAUAUAGCAGUUGCAUAACAUGUCAGUGUGUACCAUUAUACAAAAGUUCAACGUUAACUUUAAGUGUUGUCUGCAGAUGUUAGCAAUCCUUAAUUGACUACUGUAUUUUGUUAAAUUUUUGGCUUGAGUGAGCCCAGGUGUACAUCUGUUCAUAGCAUUUGUGCCUGAAUAGCCUUAAAGUUGUAUACAGUCCAUAAGCAGAUUUUUUAAGUAAUUUGAAUUCAAGCUUGAAAGUUCUUGAAAUGGCAUUAUUUAUGGAAAUACCUGUAGUGUCAAUGGGAGAAUUUCAAAUGACAUCAAUGGUACGUAUAGUAAUAGCAUAUGUACCCCGGGGAAGAUUCCUUGUAAAAAAAAUUUUUGAAAGGUAACUGAGCAAUUUAGUAAUUUACUAAUUCUUGUAAAUUGUGCAAUAAAUAGUUUUGAAUACUUUUCAAAAUACUCUACAGUAUCUGAAUUGUAGCAAAGUGGUGCUAAUUAUAUUUCGUGCUUAAACAUCUUCAUUUUCCCCCUAUUUACAACUAGUCAAUGCCUUAAAUUCUGACCUAAAUGUUAAGUGCUAAAAUGUUGUUGGUUAAUGCAAUAAGGUAUUUUUUUUUAACUUCCAGAUCUAUUAAAAGUAAUACAAGUUAAUUUAACCUUUUUCAUACCCAUUUCAAAGUUACUUGUAUAAUGUACACAGAGGGUAUGCAUGAAUCUCUUAUUUUCCACACAUGAGUCAUCUAUGAUUAUCUGAUGGCAGCCUCUUUCGAUGGGUUCUUAAGUCAGUCAUUUCUGACAACUUUUCCCCGAGUCAUUCUUGGCUAAUAAUUAUUUAUGAACAAUACUUCCUAUGACUUGCAAGAAGCUAUUGGGAUGUAAACAAAUCCACUGAACUCCUUCCUGGGGAACUCUUAACUGCUGAAAAGACUAUUUAUUGCAAUUUUUAUUUAAAUUGUAUUAUGUUCUUAAUUUUAUGUAAGUACAAUGAAAACUGAAAAUGUGUGGAUGUAAAUGAGAUGGGAAAAUGAUUUAUCUGAUAAAACCGAAGGUAUAAAUCUAAAUACCAAACAAGUACGGUACAGUAUUCCAUUGAUUUUUUUUAUUUUAUCAAAACAUGAGAAAAAAUUUAAAAGCUCUAGAAAUCUAUACAGUAUUUACAUGAUUCAUAUAUUCUUACAAUCAAAAACAUGGCAAUACAUUUGGUUUACAAAUAAUUUCAAAUAUUUUUUGAAAGAAUGAGACAUGAAAAGUAAUACACUAGUAUCAUAUCUUCCUCUCUAGUUUUAUUUGAAUAAUGGACUUACCUUGGCAGCUUACUAGGAACUUCACAUUUUUAUUUUAAUCGUCUUAUUUUAGCACAAUACAUAGGACCAAAAUUAGAGAGAAGUGAUGGCAGAACAACCUGACCAUAGCGCAAGCCCAAAUUAUUUCCAAAGCGAUACAGGAAACUCAAUGAUCGAACUGCAUAAGUCAUAUCCCUGGAAGUAAACCGAGACCAUUAGUGAGGAAAAUUAUAGAUAUAUGAGGGCUAUUUGUAAAUUUCAUCAUCUUUCUCAUUAACAUCAUGUGAAUCAAAUGUGAAAAAUUAGUUGUCAGACAAGUAUAGGUACCAGCAGCUCCAAAUUGCCAUUUAUAACUUUAUCCUCCUUUUGCCAGCACAUCUAUGAAUUGUACUGUACAACUAUUUUUUUACUCAUGAUAUUAAAACCUAAGUCAUGCAGUAAUUGUAAGAAUACAUAAAUAAUUAUAAAUGAUGUGGUAAUGAAUGAUUUAUUGGAAUAAAAAAUAAACUGAG
Molecule: messenger RNA, 2341 nt
Organism: Homarus americanus (American lobster)
Lineage: Eukaryota; Metazoa; Arthropoda; Malacostraca; Decapoda; Nephropidae
Product: ubiquitin carboxyl-terminal hydrolase 37-like
Biological process (GO): G1/S transition of mitotic cell cycle; protein deubiquitination
Cellular component (GO): nucleus; cytosol
Molecular function (GO): cysteine-type deubiquitinase activity; cysteine-type endopeptidase activity
Source: RefSeq, a predicted model, not a curated record